Schistocerca americana (American grasshopper) is the source of this 2722-nucleotide messenger RNA. RefSeq names its product zinc finger protein 708-like. The coding region runs from base 116 to 1894 and encodes 592 amino acids. The record is from RefSeq and is a predicted model, not a curated record. Lineage: Eukaryota; Metazoa; Arthropoda; Insecta; Orthoptera; Acrididae. Gene Ontology annotation, cellular component: nucleus. The transcript is spliced from 9 exons.
UAGUGUCGCUCCAGCUGUCAAACGGUGACAACUUUAACAGCAGUGAGCUCUAUGUAGCAACCUUGAGCAGUGAGUGUCGCGACUGUUAAUGUUAGACUGUGUGUCAUACUAACAAAUGUACACCGUGGAGAUAAAUAAGCAGAGCCUGAUUGCAGUAAUGGACCAUGAAAAAACUAUUUGGAUAAAAGAGGAAACAAGUGAGAUAUCAAGUUCACCAGGCUCCAUUGUCCAAGUAUACCCCUCUAGUGUGAAAAUAAAGGAAGAACCACAGGAGACUGGGAAUCAAGAGUUACUUCAAGAUCCAUUAAAAAUUGAGGCUCCAUUUUACAACACAAAGGAAGAUCCAGGACUGAAAUUGAAUGUGAGUCUCUCUGAACAUAGUUAUCUGGAAGACCCAUUUAUAGCCUCGGGGUCCACUGAUCAUAUUAAGGAGGAUUCAGUACUAAAUUUAGGAGCAGAAGAAAUUGAGACUUUUAUGUUCAGCAAUCCCGAAUAUGAUCCUGUGGGAGUUAAGAUGGAGGAGGUGGAAGCCUCAACAAGAUAUGCAUCUGAUAGUGCAAGAUUGACUCAGACUACUGGUGGGAGCUGUGGCAUAUCAUGUGAAGACAUUUAUCACCAUGGGCUGGUCCAGGAUGAUUCGGUGAUAGACAAGGAGAAGUCAGCACAUGAGUUUGGUACAGAAAAUGUGACUAUUGACAAGGAAUGCUCAGUUGCCACCCAAUAUGACUGUAGUAAGAGAGAAAAGGAAUUACUUCUAUAUAGCUGUGAUUUCUGCCAACAGAACUUUCCUUCAAAAUACAGACUCAUAAUGCAUGUGUUUAUGCACAUUGAUGGCAUGCAGCCACCUUUGUAUGUUUGUAAGUGGUGUGGUGAGGUAUUUCACAGUAAGGUUAGUUUGAAAACACAUUUGAGAAUGAGAGAGAAUUAUCAUGUCUUAACUGCUGGCCACCAUGAAAAAUAUGACUAUAGUGAUGAGCAUCAAAGCAGUAUCUUCUUGGAUAGUGAGCCAGAAGUUUCUUUUACAGAACACAUUGAACAGUCUUCAUAUAAGGAAACUUGGAAAAUUUCAAAGAAGGCCUCUAAUGACAUGUGUAACAGACACAUGACAAAAGAUGCAGAGAAAACAAGUGCUUAUGGAAUUUUAUCUACAGCUGUUAAUCUCAGUGCCCAGGCUGAUCUAUAUAUUGCAAACAGAACCAACAAAUGUGGUAUUUGUGCCAAAUGGUUUGCAAGGUCAGGCGAUCUGAAUAGACACUUAUUAAUUCACACUGGAAUAAAACCUCACAAAUGUGAAAUUUGUGGGAAAUCUUUUACUUUGUUAGGCAGUCUCAAGAAGCAUUCAUUAAAUCACACUGGAAAGAAACCUCACAAAUGUGAGAUUUGUGGAAAAUUUUUUGCUAGAUCAAAUUGUCUCAAGACUCAUGUAUUAAUUCACACUGGAAGUAAAUCUCACAAAUGUGAGAUUUGUGGAAAAUGUUUUUCUAGAUCAGGUUAUCUCAAGACACACGCGUUAAUUCACACUGGAAAGAAACCCUACAAAUGUGAGAUUUGUGGAAAAUGUUUUACUACAUCAGGUUAUCUCAAGACUCAUGUACUAUUUCACACUGGACAGAAACCCUACAAAUGUGAGAUUUGUGGGAAAUGUUUUGCUACAUCAGGUUCUCUUAAGACACAUGUAUUAAUUCACACUGGAAAGAAACCCUACAAAUGUAAGAUUUGUGGGAAAUGUUUUGCUACAUCAGGUUAUCUCACGAAUCACAUACUAGUUCACACUGGAAAGAAACCUCACAAAUGUGUGAAAUGUGUGAAAUCUUUUGCUAGGUCAGGGAAUCUCAAGAGGCAUGUAUUAAUUCACACUGGAAAGGAACCUCACAACUGUGAUAUUUGUGGGUAAUCUGUUGCUACGUCAAACUAUCUUAACAGACAAACAUUAAUUCACACUGGAAUGAAACCUCACAAAUGUGUGAUUUGUGGGAAAUCCUUCGCUAGGUCAGGCACUCUCAAGAGGCAUAUAACAAUUCACACUGGAAAGAAACUUCACAUCUAGAAAAGACCUCACAAAUGUGAUAUUUGUGGCAAAUCAUUUACUACAUCAGGUGAUCUCAAGACACAUGCAUUACUCCACAUGGGAAGGGGACCUCACAAAUGUGAUAUCUGUGACAAAAGUUUCACUCAGUUGGGUACUUUCAAGACACAUGCAUUACUUCACAUCAGAAAGUAACUACAAGUAAAUGUUAGUUUAUGCAAAUAGAUAUUCCUGGUUGGUGCCCUAAAGGCCUAUAAAAUAAUGACUGUAGUAGGGGGACAAUAAAUUGUAAUGCCUGUGAAAUAACAUUAAAGUGUUGUAGAAUUGUGAAAAAAGUGCAAUAAUCUGUACUAUAUUGAGGUAAGAGAUAAUGUGAAAUAUAAAAAUCGCUAUCUGCAGCUUGAGAUGUUAAGAAAUUGUAUUACUAAAUACUCCAGAAACAUUAAUCAAAUGUGUUUUUGUCAUUAACACUGUCAAUAGUUAUAAUUACCACGCAAUAUUCAGUAUAAGGCCAAGGAAAUGUGAUGACUUGCUGCUUAUUAUUCCAAACAUGGUCAUUAUGUAGUACUUGUAACUCUGCAUUUGAGAAAGUGACAGCAAAAAUAUAUUCAUGGCACUUCCUUCACUCAGGUUCAUAAACUGAACACGGGAGAUCCAUGAUUAUGGCAAUUAUUUUACUCAGGUAUUUUUCCUCAA